AUGGGUAAUACGGGAUCGAAAUCUAGCAAGAAAUCUUCGUCGGGCAAGUCUCGCGGAAGUUCGCCAUCAUCAACAACACAACCGUUCACUAGAACGGACACCGGUCAAUCGGUGAGAUCGGCGAAAUCAUCCAGAUCGUUGCGGUCGCGGCGAUCGGAGACGCUUGGUGCAGAGGGAGGCUCUAGCGCGGCGGCUGUUGACGAGCCUGCUGGCACAGCUCACGCGGGGACACCAUCAAACAGGAAGGACAACGCCCAGGGAUAUGAAGGAUCGGAGGAGGCGUUGGAGAACGAGAACCAUAAUAGCCAUUUACAACCGGGAACUCCGCAUUCGGAGAGGAGACUUUCGUCGUCAAAGAGAUCGAGUUUUACCACUGCGGACCUGCCACCUUCGAUGAUUCAAAUGGAGCCCAAGUCGCCGAUCCUGAAAAAUAGCAAUUACACGUCGGCGAGCAUUCUGAACUAUAACGAAAAUGCAUUGACCGACGACGAUGACGACCGGACCGCGGAAACCAUCAGGAAUAGCGUUUUGGGUGGCAGGAAUCAGCUAGACGUGCUGAGACACAACAAUUCACCUCGUCCCUCGAGCGUGAGAAGCGGGUCGUCUUCAAAGGCGCGUAGGAGAUCUGAUGGAGAGACGGGCCUAUCACCGGGGCAGCACCCCAUGAGCCGAUCCAAUUCACACGCGUCGUCGAUACAUAGCAGGAAGUCAUCCGGGUCGGCAGGAACAACCGCAUAUAGUACGCCGAUGAAUUCUCCUGGUGUAUUCAGGAAAAACGUUGAUGGCAUUGAUGACCAGGAUGAAGAUUAUUUUGGAGUCACAGCAUCUAAUAUCGACAAAGAUUCCAAUGCAGAUAGCGCCAGUAAUCUGGGACAGCCCAGUUCGCUUGAUACAACAACAUCAGGAGCACGCGGGCAUCGAACCGAUAUCAAGAACUUAUCGCGACGUGAAUCAACUAAUGAAUAUCCCACCAGCUUACCGAUGGAUCCAGAUCUGCCGGAUGGUUUCGUUGAUGACAAGUCGUCAAGUAAUGAUAAUACUCGUCAAUCGAUCGGUAAGAAAAAGAGGCCCGUUCGACCUUUAGAUAUAGACGAAACGAUACAAAAACUAUUGGACGCAGGUUACGCUGGCAAAAGAACUAAGAACGUUUGCCUCAAAAAUUCGGAGAUCGCACGGAUUUGCCAUAUGGCCCGUGAAAUGUUCCUAUCACAACCUUCCCUUCUGGAACUUUCGCCGCCGGUCAAGAUCGUGGGCGAUGUUCAUGGGCAAUACGCAGAUCUUCUCAGACUGUUUACCAAAUGUGGUUUCCCACCUUCAGCGAAUUUUCUGUUCUUAGGAGAUUAUGUGGAUCGCGGUAAGCAAUCUCUGGAAACAAUACUUCUGCUACUUUGCUAUAAGAUCAAGUACCCAGAAAACUUCUUUCUUCUGCGAGGAAAUCACGAAUGUGCUAACGUUACAAGAGUUUAUGGGUUCUACGACGAAUGUAAGCGUCGCUGUAACAUCAAAACGUGGAAAAUAUUUGUCGACACUUUUAACACCCUGCCGCUGGCAGCCAUUGUGGCUGGCAAGAUCUUCUGCGUUCAUGGUGGUUUAUCACCGGUUUUGAACUCGAUGGAUGAGAUCCGGCACGUUAGCAGGCCGACAGACGUUCCAGACUUUGGGCUGAUUAACGAUUUGCUGUGGUCAGACCCCACCGACUCGCCGAAUGAGUGGGAAGAUAAUGAAAGAGGCGUAAGUUACUGUUACAAUAAGGUCGCCAUCAACAAAUUUUUGAACAAAUUUGGUUUCGAUCUCGUUUGCAGGGCCCACAUGGUCGUCGAAGAUGGAUACGAGUUCUUCAACGAUAGAAGUUUAGUAACAGUAUUCUCGGCUCCGAACUACUGCGGAGAAUUCGAUAACUGGGGCGCGGUAAUGAGCGUCAGCGAGGGAUUAUUAUGUUCAUUCGAGCUGCUAGAUCCAUUGGAUGGGCCAGCUCUCAAACAGGUAAUGAAGAAGGGAAGGCAAGAAAGAAAAUUGGCAAAUCAACAACAAAUGCAAGUUCAACAGUAA
Molecule: messenger RNA, 2049 nt
Organism: Torulaspora globosa
Lineage: Eukaryota; Fungi; Ascomycota; Saccharomycetes; Saccharomycetales; Saccharomycetaceae
Gene: PPZ1
Product: salt homeostasis regulator
Exons: 1
Coding region: 1-2049 (682 amino acids)
Cellular component (GO): cytoplasm; nucleus
Molecular function (GO): protein serine/threonine phosphatase activity
Source: RefSeq, a predicted model, not a curated record